Nymphalis io (European peacock) is the source of this 795-nucleotide messenger RNA. RefSeq lists its product as uncharacterized. The coding region runs from base 1 to 795 and encodes 264 amino acids. The record is from RefSeq and is a predicted model, not a curated record. Lineage: Eukaryota; Metazoa; Arthropoda; Insecta; Lepidoptera; Nymphalidae. The transcript is spliced from 5 exons.
AUGCGGAGGUUAUUCCAACAUUCCGACCGGAUGAAAAAUCUAGCAACGUCAAGGGAUGGUUGCAUAAAAUCGACCAAUUGGGCGACGUGUACGGAUGGGACAACAAAGAUCGACAGUUCAUCAUGCAGAUACGUCGUCGAGGGUCGGCUAGAGACUGUGCAGUACACCACAGCAACUAUACUACGGCCAGCCAUCCGCGACCGACUACCACGUGGCGAAGAGCGGACGCCAUUGCUACAAUUGCAAGAGGGAGUGACUUUCAACCGAAGAAAUGUUACGCCUGUCGAAGAGAAGGUCAUGAAGCAAAGGACUGCAAGGUGCCACGCUGCGAGGUGUGCCAUCGCCCGGGUCACACGUCUGCCAGCUGCUGGCAUGCGGCCAGCUCUUCACACCAAAAAGUGCCGUACAGCAGCGACAAACCAGGCGCCAAUAGCAGCGCUGAUCGCCGUGGGACACGGCAUACACAGGAUGGCCGAAUGUUAUCAAUUAAUACUUCCGGUCCUACAUAUACGGCUAGUUCGGGUACACAGCGACCAGGAGUCGUCCUGGUCCACCGUAGUAAAAAAGGGGAGGAAGGGAAAGAAACCUUCCCCCACAGCUGUUGUACCCACUACAGCUUCGCCAAUAGAGCCAAUAGCACCUCAAGCUCCGAAACCGAAGUUGGCUACCACUCGCACGGCUGCAGUAAUCGUAACAUUGCAACCGGACUGGACGGUGGACUUAAGGCUGACGAGCCUAGACGACUCCGUUACUAGAGAAAAGUUAAUCGCCGCUGUCGCUCGCAAGGGGAGUUGA